CCAUCCCAUUGCGCAGGCGCCAUGGCUUGGCCCGCAUGCGCAAUUGUCUCGUGCGGCCUGAGGAAAUUUCCUUUUACACGCCCUCUGCGGCAGGCUCCAGUUCCUCCUCCUCCUUUCUCCACUUUACUAGUCCCUGCAGGCCUGUGUAUAGAUCUGCAUAAUCAUGGAAGUUCUGCGUCCACAGCUUAUAAAGAUUGGUGGACGGGUUUAUAGGAAGAAUCCCAUCCAAGAACAGACUUAUCAACGUGAAGAAGAAGAUGAUGACUAUUACCAAGGCCUCAUGGAGUGUGCGGAAGAGCCCUGUGAAACCUACGAGGUGGUGCAGACCCCACAAGGUUUCCGAUGUACCGUGAAGGCCCCCAGCCUCCUCUACAAGCAUAUUGUUGGAAAGAGAGGGGACACUAGAAAGAAACUAGAAGUGGAGACCAAAACUUCCAUUAGCAUUCCUAAGCCUGGACAAGAAGGAGAAAUUGUAAUCACUGGCCAGCAUCGAAGUGGUGUAAUUUCAGCCCGAACUCGGAUUGAUGUUCUUCUGCUCACUUUUAGAAGAAAGCAGCCCUUCACUCACUUCCUUGCCUUUUUCCUCAAUGAAGCUGAAGUUCAGGAACGAUUUCUGAAAUUCCAGGAGGAAGUACUGGAGAAGUGCUCCAUGGAUCAUGGGGUUGAUAGCAGCAUUUUCCAGAAUCCUAAAAAGCUUCACCUAACUAUUGGGAUGUUGGUGCUUUUGAGUGAGCAAGAGAUCCAGCAGACAUGUGAGAUGCUACAGCAGUGUAAAGAGGACUUCAUUGAUGACAUUUCAGGGGGCAAACCCCUGGAAGUAGAGAUGGCAGGGAUAGAAUACAUGAAUGAUGAUCCUGGCAUGGUGGAUGUUCUUUAUGCCAAAGUCCAUAUGAAAGAUGGCUCCAACAGGCUGCAGGAAUUGGUUGAUCGAGUACUGGAACGUUUUCAGGCAUCUGGACUAAUAGUGAAAGAGUGGAAUAGUGUGAAACUCCAUGCUACAGUCAUGAAUACUCUGUUCAGGAAAGACCCCAAUGCUGAAGGCAGGUACAAUCUCUACACAGCAGAUGGCAAAUAUAUCUUCAAAGAAAGAGAAUCGUUUGAUGGCCGAAACAUUUUAAAGUCUUGUUCUACCCAAAUCCUACUCAUUCUUCAAAGUCCCGUCCAGAUGUCACCUCCCGUACAGUGCUAUUUGAGAACUUCUACUUUGGUACCCUAAAGCUCAAUUCAAUUCACAUCUCUCAGAGGUUCACAGUAGACAGCUUUGGAAACUAUGCCUCCUGUGGACAAAUUGACUUCUCCUGAGGUGGAUCUUGGGAAGCACUGGAAGUUAAACAUCCUCACAAGGUGCUGAGGGAGAAGUGUCAUCUGUGGAACAUUGGGUGAUAACUUCCCUGGGUGGCUCCCCAAGGAUGCCAUGGUGUCUAAUGGUUGUCCACAAUCACCACACUGUCAGCCAGGAUAGUUUUGGGCAUGGGGAGAACAUGUACCUGUAGCAUAUGCCUGUUCAUCUUUCACAGUAUCUAUCUCUCUUUCCAAAGCUCUUCUCUGGAAGUGUACCUCUGAAGCCCAUUGGAGCUCAGCCUUGCAGUAUUUCUUAUAUACCUACUGAUUUUGCCCCAGCCUUUAAACUCUUUUGUAUUAAUACUUUAAGAGAAUUAUAGAUAUGUGAUCUUAUUAAUCUCUCCACCUAGAUCAAAUAUCAACAAAUUCUAGAAGGUUUGUAUUUUUCCUUUCCUCUUAUGCUCUAACUUUUAAUCAGUACCCAGAAUUUCUUUUUCAUUGUGGUAAAAAAAACAGAGCAUAAACUUUACAGUCUUAAACCACUUAAAAGUGUACAGUUCAGUAAUUUUAAUUAUAUUCAUCUUGUGAAAUAUCUCCAGAACCUUUUUGUCUUGCAAAUCUGAAACUCUGUACCCAUUAAAAAACUCUUCUUUUCCCCUUGCUCCCCCGGCAACCACCAUUUUACUUUCUAUGUCUAUGGAUUUGACUACCUCGUAUAAGUGGAAUCAUACAAUAUUCGUCUUUUUGUGACUGGCUUAUUCUCCUUAACAUAAUGCCCUCAAGUUUUAUCUAUGUGUAGCAUGUGUUGGGACUUCCUUCCUUUUUAAGAAUGAAUAGUAUUCCUUUGGAUGUGUAUACAGUCAUCCCUCAAUUUCCCUUGGUUCCAGGACCUCCCUCUGUAUCUGUGGAUUCUCAAGUCCCUUAUAUAAAACGGUAUAGUAUUUGCAUAUAACUUAUACAUACCAUCCUGGAUACUUUAAAUCAUUUCUAAAUUACUUAUAAUACCAAAUACAAUGUAAAUGCCAUGUAAAUAGUUGCCGACACACAGUAAAUUCAAGUUUUCCUUUCCGUAACUUUCUGAAUAUUUUUGGUCCACAGUUGACUGACUCCACGGAUGUGGGAUCCAUGGAUGUGUUGAGGGCCGAUUGUACUGCAUUUUGUUUAUCCAGUUCUUCGUCAGUGGACACUUGGUUUCCUUCCACCUUUUGGCUGUUGUGAAGAAUGCCCUGUGAACAUGGGUGUACAAAUUAAUAUCUGAGACCCUGCUUUCAGUUCCUUUACUACUUAGAAUUUUAACUUAAGCAAGAUAACUGGUAAAGGUUUUAACUUCUUACUUUGAUCUGUCCUUUUUCUUCUGAGGUUGGUCCCUUUUAUGCUUAUUCAAUUCCUGUUCCUUCACCCUACCCUAACCCUUGCCUUCUCAUACCACUGAUGGAGCUGCAGUAUUGUGGCUCUUUUCUGUUUACUUCCCAGGGCAGCAGCAAUUGGAACAAUGAUGAUAUCAGCAGGACUGUGCAGAGUUUCCCAGGACAAUGUCAGCCACAGAAGGCACUCCUCUACUGCAGACCGGCAGAGGGCGGGGGCUCCUCUGCUUAGCCCCACCCAUCAGCCCUGCCAUGUUCUCUGCUAGGGAGCUCCAGCCUCACUGUCACCUCUCAUCCCUGCCCCCUCACAGCUUUCCUCCCUCCAUGGCCUCUGUCUUUCCUUCACUCCUUAGUCUCAUCCUGAUUUCUUACUUUCUGUUUGAGAAGUCUGAUUCUGAACCCCAUGUGUUAAUAAGACCACUAACUGGUGAGACUGUAUGUAACACUCAGAUUUGUUAUCAUUGUGACAGCACAGAUCAUUUGUGAAUAAAUGGAUUUCUAAAGUGA
This is a messenger RNA of Cervus elaphus (red deer), 3152 nucleotides long. RefSeq names its product activating signal cointegrator 1 complex subunit 1 (gene ASCC1). The record is from RefSeq and is a predicted model, not a curated record. Gene Ontology annotation, biological process: regulation of DNA-templated transcription; DNA alkylation repair. The coding region runs from base 164 to 1216 and encodes 350 amino acids. Lineage: Eukaryota; Metazoa; Chordata; Mammalia; Artiodactyla; Cervidae. Gene Ontology annotation, molecular function: RNA binding. Gene Ontology annotation, cellular component: nucleus. The transcript has 11 exons.